UAAUAUAUAUGUCUGUGAAUAACCAAACCAUCGGGAACAGCUCUCAGCAACCACAAUAAUAAAUAUUAUUCGAUUAGGUGGAGGUUUAUCUAAUGUUACGGCGGCUGUAGGUCAGUCUUCUCUCAUUUAUAGCGGUUAAUUGCUUCCAGACCUGGCAAUAUAGGAGUAUGUCAAUACAUUAGUUAGUUUAGAACUGUUACAUUCUAAAUACGGUUUUAACAAGAUUAAUUGCACUCAUAUUCCAACACUUUAUUCACAACACAUUGCGGUACUCUUAUAUUGCAGGAACUCCAGAUAGCCGCUAGCGAACGAGGCAAGCUAGCGAACGAGGCAAGCUAGCGAACGAGGCAAGCAAGCGAACGAGGUAAAAUAGCUACCGUGAUUCAGCAUUAAGAUUGCGGGCGUGUGCUGGAGCCUAUCCCAGCUGACUUAGGAAGAGAGGUGGGGGUACAUAACCUACAUGCAACUCCACACGGAGAUUCGAACCCAGGUCUUCCUGACUGUGUGGCCAACAUUCAGCUCAACCGUUAUAUCCUCGAAUGUACUACUAGCAAUACUUCCGCCAGGUGACCACAAACAUAUUCACAACACAUUGCGGUACUCUUUAAUUGCUGGAACUCCAGAUAGCCGCUAGCUAACGAGGUAAGCUAGCUAACGACGUAAGCUAGCUAACGAGGCAAGCUAGCUAACGACGUAAGCUAGCGAACAGGCAAGCUAGCUAACGAGGUAAGAUAGCUACCGUGAUUCAGCAUUAAGAUUGCUGGCGUGUGCUGGAGCCUAUCCCAGCUGACUUAGGAAGAGAGGUGGGGGUACAUAACCUACAUGCAACACCACACGGAGAUUCGAACCCAGGUCUUCCUGACUGUGUGGUCAACAUUCAGCUCAACCGUUAUAUACUUCCGCCAGCGCAACAUGGCGAGGGAGCAACAAUCACAAUCACGGUUCUGGAAGCUUGAGUGGGUGGAGACUAAAGCCGUGCUGGGUGGUGCAAAGCGGGGCCGUGGAGUCCCCCUGCACUCACUGGGCGCAUGAAGGCUGGAGGACAGUCGCAGCGCUUUCAUCCAAACUUCGUGAGAGUCACAAUACCCCCCCCCCUCGGGACACCAUGAGAGUCCUCCUCUUCAUCUGCAUGCCAGUGGUGCUGCUCGCCCAGGCUCAGUACCAGGAACCUUUUCCUUUCCUGGGGGACUACGGACCCGAUUAUUUCCCAGAGGAAACUGCUGGUUCUCUUGCUGAAAGGUUCGUGCAGCAGCUUGCAAUCGAACCUGUGGUUCAUCCACACAAACCGGACACCGACUUGGAGACGGAGCCCACGGAGCCCGGCCCCCUCGAUUGCAGAGAGGAGCAGUACCCGUGCACCAGACUCUAUUCCGUGCACAAGCCGUGCAAGCAGUGCCUCAACACGCUCUGCUUUUACAGUCUGAGGCGGGUCUACGUGGUCAACAGGGAGGUGUGCGUGAGGACCGUGUGCGCGCACGAGGAGCUGCUCAGAGCCGACCUCUGUCGGGACCAGUUCUCCCGUUGCGGCGUGGCGGCGGUGAGCGGCCACUGCGGGUCGGUGGGAGGAAGCUGCGGGAAGAGCUGCGGGGGCGGGUGCUGAUGAGGACGAUGAUGGCGGCGUUCCCACCCAGCCACCGGCCGUGUAUCUUUGCUACUUGUGUCGUGUACGUUUGCCUAUACUCCAAAGAAGCUUGAUGAUUGUAUCGAUGACUGGUGCUAUCCAACGUCACACUGGUGCUGCCCAUCCCAACACGCCACGAGCUGUCUGCGUACCGUCACCGUAUUAAUCGCUUUGUAUUUGUACUGUACUUCUUGUACUGUGGGGGUACUUUUCCAAAAAGCAGCCAAGAAGAUGACCUCAGCUUUUUCCACCAAAAUGCUUUGAGAAGACGCUUUGUUAAAGUCUCACUAUUAAGACCGACGUCAUAAUAAAGUUAAUAAAACUGUUUGUUUUUUUUAAAUACAGA
Messenger RNA from Doryrhamphus excisus (bluestripe pipefish), 1967 nucleotides. It is a transcript of the gene mfap2, whose product is annotated as microfibril associated protein 2. Gene Ontology annotation, biological process: embryonic eye morphogenesis. NCBI's taxonomy places the organism in Eukaryota, Metazoa, Chordata, Actinopteri, Syngnathiformes, Syngnathidae. The record is from RefSeq and is a predicted model, not a curated record. Gene Ontology annotation, cellular component: microfibril.